Molecule: messenger RNA, 2655 nt
Organism: Aedes albopictus (Asian tiger mosquito)
Lineage: Eukaryota; Metazoa; Arthropoda; Insecta; Diptera; Culicidae
Product: protein KRI1 homolog
Exons: 4
Coding region: 139-2592 (817 amino acids)
Biological process (GO): endonucleolytic cleavage in ITS1 to separate SSU-rRNA from 5.8S rRNA and LSU-rRNA from tricistronic rRNA transcript (SSU-rRNA, 5.8S rRNA, LSU-rRNA)
Cellular component (GO): 90S preribosome; nucleolus
Source: RefSeq, a predicted model, not a curated record
UUUACAAAUGUAUGCUGUCAGUUCCACGCACAAACAACAUGUGCUCCGUCGUUUAGAAUCUGAUUUCCCUUAUUUUUGUUGAAAUUGUUAUAAAAACCAGCUGUUGACCGUAAUAUUGAUAGGAUUUGUGCAGGCACGAUGGGUAAGAUUCCGCUUUUCCAUGAAUCGGACCAGGAGGAUGACGGCGAACAAAUCGAGUUCAAAACCAACAAGAGCUACGCCAAGCACUACGAUGAAUUUCGUAAGAAGGAAGUUCUGGGUCAAUUGAAAAAUCUUGAAUCCGAGGGCGAAUCAUCGUCCAGCGAAGAUGAAACCACGGACGAGGAAGUGGUCGAUCCGGAGUUCGACAAGGAGUUCUUCCGGACGCUGGCCUAUCUGAAGCGGCGAGAUCCGGCCAAGUACGAGGAGAAACCGCAGUUUUUCGAGAAUGUAAAACCCGUGGAGGAGGUGGCGCUGGAGAAGCGCAAGAAGAAGGAGAAACCAAUGACGUUGAAGGAUUACGAGCGGAAGGUGAUUCUGGAGAAGGGUGGCGUGUACGAGGACGAGGAUGAGAAUCCGAGGCAGCAGGCGAGGCCUGAGUCGCCGUCGCUGGUUCAGCAGCAGGAGCAGAUAAAGGACGAGAUCAAGCGAGCGCUGAGCAGGAUCGACACGGAUGAUGAAGACGAGGAUGAGGGCAAAGGAGGAUUGCUGAAGGAGAGGAGUAAGAGCAAAGAAGAGAAGGAGCGAGAUCAAGCGAAUUACUUGUCGUGGUUGGCGGAUAAAAAAUCGAAGGAAGCGCCCACUGAGGAAGUGAAACCAUUGGAGCCGCUGAAGGAGUUCUGGAGCAGUAAGUCGCUGUCCAAGGAGGAUGCGUUUUUGAAGGAUUACAUCUUGAACAAGCGAUUCGUAGACAGUUCCGGCGAAGUUCCCACGUACGACGACAUUGUGGCCACUUCGGAAGAUGAGGAGGAGUUGGAGAAGCAAGAGGAGUACGAACGGCAGUAUAAUUUCAGAUUCGAGGAACCGGAUGCGGAGUUUAUAAAGAGAUACCCACGAAACGUGGAGGAAUCGGUUCGUAUCGAACGCAACAAGCGAAAAGAGCAGCGACAGGCGUUGAAGGAACGUAAGCAGCGUGAAAAGGAGCAACAAAAGCGCGAGUUGGAAGAACUCAAAGCAAUCAAGCUGCAGGAGAUCAAGGAUCGGAUUCAAAAGUUGAAAGAAAUUGCAGCAACCGAGAACAUGAACAUAAAUGAGGAGGAACUGGAAUCGGAUUUCGAUCCGGAAGAACAUGACCGGAGAAUGCAACGGAUGUUCGAUGAAGAUUACUAUGGAGUCGACGAAGGCGACCAGAAGCCGGAGUUUCCCGAUUUGGACGAGGAGCUUGGAAUCGAGAACUACGAUCGGGAGAAGGUGGACUCGGAUGAACAGGAGAAAGCAGACGACGAUGGCCCGUAUUGCGAGGAUGAUGACUUUGUGAUGGAUGCCGAUUACGAGGAGAAUCAGAAGAAGAAACAGGAUAAGAAAAACUUGGAGGAAGAACUACUGGAAGCAACCGGCGGCAAAAAGAAGAAGAAAGGCAAGAAGUUGUCCAAGUUUGCGGAAGUGUUGAAGAAGGAGAAACCUCUGUUCGAUCCGGAAGAUGAGAAAACCUAUGGCGAGUACAUAGAUGAGUACUACAAGCUCGAUUACGAAGACAUAAUCGGAGACACUCCGUGUCGGUUUCGGUACGUGGAAACCGUACCGAACGACUUUGGAUUGAGCAUCGAAGAGAUUUUGAUGGCUAACACACGAGAACUGAAUCGAUGGGCCAGUGUCAAGAAGACGGUUCAAAUACGACCAAAAUAUUCAGAGCUCAGUGAAAUCGAAGUGUACAAACGGAAAGCUCAAAAUGAAGAAUUAAAGAAGAAACUUCUUCCCAGCUUGUUCAAACAACAAGAACGUGAAAGCGAUGAAGACGAAGAAAUCAAGCAAAAGAAAGUGAACACAAUCACUGAGCUGGACGUUGAAGACUCCACAGAUAAUGUCGAGACUGCUCCUGCAGAAGGUAAAAAGAAGAAGAAGAAAAAGAAGAAACAAGUACUUGAGCAAGAGUCUACUAGAGAUGAGCAACCGAAGGCUGUCCCCGAAACAACUGAAACUCUAGACACGAAUAAAGAAUCCAAGAAAUCUAAAAAGAAUCGUAAGAGUAAAGAACAACACCUUGAAGAACCAACUGAACUAAACAGUACGGAAGAAACCCCACCAACAGAAGACAAAAAGGGCAAAAAACGGAAACGAGAUAAAGAUGAACCGCAGACAGCCCAAGAAAGCGUACCACAUCCGGAGAAGAAACCUAAAAAGUUCAACAAAGAGCGCAAACAGGGCCAUUUCAGCGCGAGCCAGCAAGCGCCGUCGAACGUCACCGAUAGUCGACUGCGGGCGUUCGGUAUCAACCCGAAAAAGUUCCACAACAAGCUGAAAUAUGGCGGUGGCAGUCAGAGCCAACAAGCGGCUUCUGCUGGGGAGCAGCAUGAAAACAGGCAUCAUGGCCAGAAUGGAAAGUUUAGCCAUAAAGGAGGAAAGUAUAAAAAUCAACAUUGGAAGAAUAAGAAGCGGAAUUUCGGGAAAUCUUAACCAUCCCGCUUGGUCUAAAUGUAAAAUUGCUCUGUAAAUAAAAAUGUGUUUUAAAUGUUCAAC